GAAUUACUUGAACACCAAGUUGUCUCUGGUUCCUCUUGCAUUGGUGAAUGUUCCCGUUUACUAGUAUUUCCCAAGAUUAAAAAAAAAAAAGAAAAAAGAAACAAAAGAAAAGAUAUGUGGUUGUUUAGCAGGAAAGGGCCAUCUGGGUUCUCAGCAGCCUCAACAGCUGAGCAAGUAACCGAAGGGAUAGAUGGCUCUGGUCUCACUGCCAUCGUUACAGGAGCAUCAAGUGGUAUUGGAGCUGAGACAGCACGUAUUCUUGCAUUGCGUGGUGUCCAUGUGGUUAUGGCAGUCAGAAAUAUCUCUGCUGGGAGGGAAGUCCAAGAAGCUAUAAGGAAAGAAAUCCCAAAUGCUAAAGUUGAUGCCAUGGAACUGGAUCUUAGUUCAAGUUCAUCAAUCAAGGACUUUGCAUUAAAGUUCAAUCACUCAAACCAUCCUCUGAACCUUCUCAUUAACAAUGCAGGAGUCAUGGCAACACCAUUCAUCUUAUCGAAAGAUAACAUAGAGCUACAAUUUGCAACAAACCAUAUAGGUCAUUUUCUUUUGACAAACUUAUUGCUGGAAACCAUGAAAAAGACAGUUCAUGAAAGUGGCAGAGAAGGAAGGAUUGUCAAUGUCUCAUCUCGACGGCACAAAUUCUCUUAUCCUGAAGGGAUCCGCUUUGGUAGAAUCAAUGAUGAAUCUGGGUACAAGAGUCUAUUGGCAUAUGGUCAGUCAAAACUUGCCAAUGUAUUGCAUGCAAAUGAACUGUCAAGGCGUCUGAAGGAAGAUGGGAUUGAGAUAAGUGCAAAUUCUCUUCAUCCAGGGGCAAUCGCCACCAAUCUUUUCCGUCAUUUCAGCAUUGUUACAGGCAUUAUUGAUGUCCUAGGCAAGCACAUCUUGAAAACCGUCCAGCAGGUUUCCCAAAUAAAUAAUGAAUUGAUGAAGAUUCAGCAAACAGAAAAUCCGAUUCAUCAAUUUCAUUUUAUCAAGGAAAAAACUAACCAGAGGGGAAAAAAUAAUCUCAAUUAAUACAGCGAUCUGGCCAAGAAAAGGGAAGAUGCAAGAACUAGAGGAGGACCAAGGUUCCAGAGAAACAUGAGAAUUGAGAGCGUUAGGGGGAGGGAAGUGGGGAGAAGGGCAGGAAGCAAGAUGAUUGCAAUCUUGUUGCAGCUUGCGCAUUUUACGCUUUGGCCAUACUUCAUUAUCCGCCCUGGCUCUGCUUUUAAAAAAAAUAUUUGCAAGACUUGCACCUCAUUGCACUUUUGUCGUUCUUAACUACUAUGCUUGUAGCUUGAAAUGUGAACCAUGGUACCAAUCUUCUUCUUUGUAUGCAGAAAUGAAAAAAAAACAAUAC
This is a messenger RNA of Coffea eugenioides, 1336 nucleotides long. Its product is annotated as short-chain dehydrogenase TIC 32, chloroplastic-like. The coding region runs from base 115 to 1011 and encodes 298 amino acids. The record is from RefSeq and is a predicted model, not a curated record. The transcript has 8 exons. NCBI's taxonomy places the organism in Eukaryota, Viridiplantae, Streptophyta, Magnoliopsida, Gentianales, Rubiaceae.